CCUGGCGGCCACUCCGUCGCUUUGCUUCGGCUCACUCCAACCAAGGGCCCCGUUGCCAAUUUAACUGCAGUCGCAAACGAAGGAGGCGCCGAGCGCUCCCGCCCUCCUCCUCCUCCUCCUGCCAGGCUGCAACUCCCCCUCCGCCGCUUCCCUGCGAGUUGACUCGGCACUGUAAGCGCAGGGCCUGAACUCGGGCCCGUCCCGUUCGUCCCGUCGCCGUCAUGAACAUGAAGAAACGGAUCCACUUGGAGUUACGAAACCUGACUCCGCCGGAUAUCAAAGAGCUUGUUCUUGAUAACUGCAGAGCAAAUGAUGGUGAAAUUGAGGGACUCACAGAAGAGUUUGUGAACUUGGAGCUUCUCAGCUUAAUAAAUGUUGGACUGUUAUCUGUCUCAAAUCUCCCUAAACUCCCCAAAUUGAAAAAGCUUGAACUAAGUGAGAACAGAAUUUCUGGAGGCCUUGAUGUAUUAGCAGAAAAACUUCCUAGCCUCACACAUUUAAAUCUCAGUGGAAAUAAACUGAAGGAUAUUGAUACUUUGGAACCAUUGAAAAAGUUGGACUCUCUGAAGAGCCUUGACCUGUUCAACUGUGAAGUAACAAAUCUAAAUGAUUACCGAGAGUGCAUCUUCACACUUCUUCCACAGCUCACAUAUCUAGAUGGAUUUGAUCAGGAAGAUAACGAGGCUUCUGAUUCAGAUGCUGAAGUAGAUGGUUUUGAUGAGGAAGAUGAGGAAGAUGAUGAUGAUGAUGACGACGAUGACAUAUAUGAGGAUGAGGAUGAAGACGAGUAUGACGGAUGGCAGUCAUUUUGUUCUGAUUUGUUUGAGUAUGAAGGAAGACAAGAUGAAGAAGAUGAAAUUAGUGGAGAGGAGGAAAAGGUUGCCCAUGACAGUGAAGAAGAUGAAGAUGAUGAUGAUGACGAUGAUGACGAUGAAAAGGAAGAAGAUGAAGAAGAGAGUAAGAAAGGUGAAAAGCGUAAAAGAGAAACAGAUGAUGAAGGGGAGGAAGAUGAUGAUUAAAGUCUUCUGUGUCUCCAAAGGACUGUUCAGUAUUUCUUGGGGUACCCCUUGGAUGAUCUGUGACUUGAGGAGCACGUGUGACGCACCUGUAGUUCUCCCCCUCCAAGCGCAGCACUCAAAAAAGCCAAAGAGUCGGCUAUUCCUGUGACAUUCCAUUGUACCCUGCAGCUGAUUUCUCCAGGUGGUUACAGACCUAGCCUUCUUGGGCUAGCACCUUCACUUAUCCUCUUGGGAGUUCCCAGGCCUUCAUCUCUUCCCAUUGCCCUAGCAAGAACAAGUGUGAUGGGCCAGUCCUGGCUAUAGGGGCUCCACACCACCCACUGACUAUACUUCCCUUUUUAAUCUCUGUGCAACAAAGCUUUGUAAAUAGAGUCCUGAAGUUUUGGGGACUGCUCUUCAUGCUUUGCUUUCCCUGCCUUCUUUUUCCUUUUCUAAGCCGUUGGAUAUUUUUUACAUUAGGAUGUUUUAUGCAACAACAGAAAAAAGUAUUUUUAAGAACUUGAAUUAAAUAAACGUUAUUUGAUAAACUAUAAUCUUGCAGUUAUUAUAUUCAGAGAGAUUUGAAAAUGUGCCUUUUUUUUUGCUUAAACUUUAGUAGACAGGAUUGUGAAUAUUCUGCAUUUGUGAAAUAAAACAGAAUCUAGAUUCUUUGAUCUAUGAAGGUUGUUUAGGUUAGGUAAUUUAUUUUGCUAUGCAAGUAAAUAACCAGGAAGCCCUGCUUCAUCUUUCUCUCCAGCUUCACAGAUUGCUUUAUUACUAGUACAAUUCACAAUGUAAGUAAAUUUUAAAAACUUUUGACUUUUGAAGUUGAUGUGCUUCUGGGUUGUAAAUGACUACUAUCAGGCUUGGAAAAUUUUAGCUGUUCACAGAGGUUUUUAUCUAGAUGUUUUACUUAUUAAGAUAUUAUUGUUUGUAGCCAAUGACGUAUUUUUAGCUACUUUGCAUAAGUAUUUCAAAUAGCAGAAUACCUUUUCCAUUAUCACCUUUCUUCAGCAUAUCCCAAUAAAGGCCAUCUCCAUCACUAUA
Pantherophis guttatus is the source of this 2045-nucleotide messenger RNA. It is a transcript of the gene ANP32B, whose product is annotated as acidic nuclear phosphoprotein 32 family member B. Lineage: Eukaryota; Metazoa; Chordata; Lepidosauria; Squamata; Colubridae. Gene Ontology annotation, cellular component: nucleus. Gene Ontology annotation, biological process: regulation of apoptotic process. Gene Ontology annotation, molecular function: histone binding. The record is from RefSeq and is a predicted model, not a curated record.